Molecule: messenger RNA, 2773 nt
Organism: Drosophila arizonae
Lineage: Eukaryota; Metazoa; Arthropoda; Insecta; Diptera; Drosophilidae
Gene: NO66
Product: Bifunctional lysine-specific demethylase and histidyl-hydroxylase NO66
Cellular component (GO): nucleolus
Molecular function (GO): histone H3K36 demethylase activity; histone H3K4 demethylase activity
Source: RefSeq, a predicted model, not a curated record
AUGGACCGCAUAUCAGCGUACGCCGCUUACGGUCUAGCGCCAAAGAAGACAUCGAAGCGUUCCACAAUGAAGAUAGCGAAACAUGUUUCAAAGAAGACUGCAAAGAAAACUAAAGAAGCUAUGGCGGCCAAGAAGGAAGCUCGAAAGGCAGCUGCAAAGGCGGCUCUAAGAGAGGUAAGAAAAUUAGAACGAAAGGCCGCGGCAGACAAAGCCGCAAAUAUAGCCGAAGAUAAAGCCGCAGCCAAAGCAGCAAAGAAAGCUGCUAAGAAAGCUGCAAAGAGAGAGAAGAAUAUAGCUAAAGAGCAAGCAGAGAAAUCAGCUGCUGGGGUGACAGAAAAUGUGCAGAAGCAACCAGAAAAUGGACAGCAGAAUAACGGCACGUUGCUCAAUCUGUCAAACGGCAAACAGCACCAGAAGCCGAAGGCCGCUAAAAUGAGCAGCUCGAACGGCAGUUUUUCGGGUAUCGACAGCGAUUUCCUAAACAGCAGCGAUUUCGGCUCCACUGAAGACAGCUUCAUGAGCGGCAGUGGCGAUAGCUUCGAUUAUAGCAACAGUAGCGAUUUUGACUUUGACAGCGAUGGCGACUCGAAUGAUUUCGAUGACAGCGAUGCCGCUGCCAGCAGCUGCGCCAGUUGUGAGUAUUUCGGUAUGGACUCCAAAAUGGCGGUUGGCCAAGGGAGCGACUCUAACGGUAAUAGCUACAUGCAUAACGGUACAACUCAAAGCGAAGAUCAAUUCACUGAGGAAUACACGCUGAGCAGCAUUUUCAACAGCACCAGCAGCAGCAGCGCCAAUCCGAUUAAAGCCGAGCCACGCAAAGCAGCCAAGCGCAACGAGCCCUUUGACAUGAACAACAAUAAGAAUAAGCCGACUGCAGCCAAGCAGCCGAAGAUGUCUCUGAAGCAGGAGCAAGCCCAGGUGGGCAAGCAGCGCGCCGAGCCGGCGCCAUCGUGCCCGCUGCCGCCGCGUCCAUCGAAGACAAUGAUCAAGUCGUGUCCGCUGCCACCCAAGGCACCGGCUGCCAAGCCCAAGGAUGCCAACAACAACAAGGAUAUCAACAACAAGAACGAUGCCAACAACAACAAGGAUAACAACAACAAGAACAAGCUGAGCUCGAACGUUUCACAGCUGGUGACCGGCACUGAGAAGCUACGUGGUCCGGUGCAUUUGGAGAACAGCAUCGAGGAGGGCAAACGCAUGCUGAACUGGCUGUUGAAUCCGAUAACCUCGGAGACCUUCUUCGAGCAGUACUGGGAGCGCAAUGCAUGCCAAGUGAAGCGCAAGCAGCCGAACUACUUCAACCAGCUGAUCUCGUUCCAGAUGAUCGACGAGAUGCUAAUAGAGAACCAACUGGAGUUCACCACCAACAUUGACGUGACCACCUAUAAGAAGGGCGUGCGCCAGACCCUGAAUCCGGUGGGCCGCGCCAUGUCCCCAGCCAUUUGGGGCUACUACGGCGAUGGGUGCAGCAUCCGCAUCCUGAACCCGAGCACCUAUUUGCCCAAGCUGCGCCAGCUGUGCAGCACAAUGCAGGAGUUCUUCCACUGCCUCGUCGGGGCAAACGUCUAUCUGACUCCGCCGAACAGCCAGGGAUUCGCGCCACACUACGACGACAUCGAAGCCUUCGUGAUCCAGGUGGAGGGCCGCAAGCGCUGGCGCCUGUACGCCCCACCGCGCCAGUCCGACGUGCUGGCACGCACCUCCUCCGGCAACUACAAGCAGGAGGAGCUGGGCCAGCCGCUCUUCGACGCCGUCCUCGAGGCGGGCGACAUUCUCUACUUCCCUCGCGGCACCGUCCACCAGGCCGUCACCGAACCGAAGCAGCACUCGCUUCACAUCACUCUCAGCGUCUAUCAGCAGCAGGCGUACGCCAAUCUACUGGAGGUGCUGAUGCCCUCCGUCUUGGAGCGCGCCAUCAAGCAUCAUCUUUCGCUGCGUCGCGGGCUGCCGCUGCACAUCUGGCAGCACGUCGGCCUGGCCAAGGGCGGCCAGCAGAGCGAGCAGCGCGACCAGCUCAUGAAUGACACCAAGCAACUCAUCCAGCGCUACCUGGUGCCCACCGACGCCCAGAUCGACGCUGCCGUGGAUCAGCUGGCCAAGCGUUUCCAGCACGAGGCGCUGCCGCCCUGCAUCAAGCCCGAGGAGAGCGCGCGCACCGUCUUUGGGUCGCGCAGCAUGACUGAUAGCCGCGGCCAGUGCCUCUGCGACUACGAGCUGACCGAGAAGACCAAGGUCCGUCUACUACGCGCCAACAUCCUGCGCCUGGUGGCCGACGGCAGCAGCCUGCGCGUCUACUACUACGUGGACAACGCUCUCGAGUACUGCAAGAACGAGCCCAACUACAUGGAAAUCCAGCCCACUGAGGCGCCCGCCGUCGAGGCCCUGAUGACCACCUAUCCGGCCUAUUUGAAGGUCGGCAAGCUGCCCCUGCGCAGCGCUGACCGCCGCAUCGAGGUGGCCACGGCCCUCUGGGAGCGCGGACUACUCAUGACCGAGAAGCCCUUCAAGUAAACCCAAAUAUAAAUAUAUCUAUAAAUGGCUGCAGCUAGCCCAUCCACCACUACACCAAGUCAAACAUGCGCUGUGAUUCUCCGCGUUAAUCAAGCACACUAAACAAUCCUCGUUAACUGUAACUGUAACAACUAACCAUACACCCUCAUACACUACCGCACACUUUGUAAUACACCGUGUUAAUCGCACACACAUUCUGACCUGAUCUAUUGUACUCCACUGCACUAAAUGAAUAAUAUAAUUGUACUCCACACACAUAUCC